GUGAGUGUGUUCCUUUGAGCUGACUGGAUCCUGCUCUGUGGAUGACCAGGGUGAAGAAAGGAAUGCAUCUUUUUUUUUGAGGACAUUUAGGAAAUGUUUAUGAGAGAGAAGUGUUAAACUUUUGGUGUUGUUUUUUGCUGCUGGAGCGCUCUGGAAACAGGAGGAAGUGUGAAGGAUAAUGCCAUUGUAUCAAAUGAGUGUGAUCUGAAUGGUUCGCAUACAUACUCUGGAUCUGCUUUUGCCUGCAGGACAAUCAGGUCUUUUCUGAGCCAGAAUAUGAUAUUCACAUUUAGGCCUGUGGACAGCAAACAUAUGGGAGCCGAUUUCUGAGAGAAAUACAGCCUGCUUUCUGUUUGUGUUCUGGUUGGGAGCGACCAGACAGGAAGGCAGGAGUGAAAUCUGCAGCUGUUGAGGAUCCCCUGGAGGAGCUGCUAAUCUGAAAACAACUCGGAAAACUUGCAGCUCUUGUGUUUUUAAGACUAGGGAUUAAACUCUAUUUUUGCAAUGCGGUUGUGUGUUAUUUUCUGCUAAAACGCAGGAUUAAUUCCUCUUAUUGUGUCUGCACAUGUUGUCUCAUCUCUAUAUCCUGUUUGUCACAGAAAGGAGAAGAAAUCAGUGCUUAAGUGCUGCAGAAGCAUUUUUUUCCCUUUUUCUUUUUUAAAAUCAGAGCUCAAAGUUCAAUUACAGCUUGAGACACAUUUUCAGAGUAAAUGUUGGUGUUUUUUUUGUUUUUUUAAUGUUACAUUCACACUACUUUCUCUUUGUUGUGACCGUGUUUUGUCUCAAGAGGUGUUUUGAUCUUUCUGACAUUCAAACAUCUGGGAGGAUCUGAUCAGGACUGAAUGGAAUGUUUGUUCAUCUGUAUCUCCAGACGUCCUUGAAAGCUGCCAUAAAACCCAUCUGUUACUAAGCACACUUUUUGUCCAAGCAAAGGGAUGGGGGGGAGUUUCGGACCUUGAUACAUUCAUAUUGCAUUACAAAUGGAGUCCUUAUGUGGACAGGGAGCUGGUUUCCAUGACGAUCAGUCCUGUAACACAGAGAGCCCCAUUGCAAUCUCCUCCUUUGCCUUACAGUCAGAGGCUGACUGCAUUGAUGGAGGAGGCAAUUAUGACAUAGUGAACAAUGCUGCGAUUUCUGCAACUGGCACACAAAGCAACAAAAACCAAAAUGUGUCUUUAAAGCAAAGCUGGGAGAUGAACUACCAAGAGGCGGCCAUAUACCUUCAGGAAGGAGAGAACAAUGACAAGUUCUUCUCUCACCCUCGGAACCCCAAAGCGCUGGCAGCUUACCUGUUUGCCCACAAUCACCUGUUCUACAUGAUGGAGCUGGUGACGGGUCUGCUGCUGCUGAUGCUGUCACUCUGCGAAGCUCCGGCUGUCCCCUCGCUGCGCCUGGAUGUCUACGUGCAUGCCACUCUGGAGCUGCUGGCUUUGCUUCUGGUGGGAUUCGAGUUGUGCAUGAAACUUCGCUGGUUGGGCUUUCACACAUUCAUACGGCACAAGAGGACCAUGGUGAAGACCUGUGUGCUGCUGCUGCAGUUUGUGGAGGCCAUUGUGGUUCUGAUCAGACAAACGUCACACAUGAGAGUAACCCGAGCUCUCAGACCGAUUUUCCUGGUGGACUGCAGAUACUGCGGUGCUGUUCGCAGGAACUUGCGCCAGAUCUUCCAGUCUCUCCCAUCUUUCAUAGACAUUCUCCUGCUGCUGCUUUUCUUCAUGGUCAUAUUUGCCAUCUUGGGUUUCUGCCUGUUCUCCACCAACACAGCUGACCCGUACUUCAACACUUUGGAGAACAGCCUCGUCAGCCUGUUUGUGUUGCUGACCACAGCAAACUUCCCUGAUGUGAUGAUGCCGGCGUACUCCAAGAACCGCUGGUCCUGCGUGUUCUUCAUUGUUUACCUCUCCAUAGAGCUCUACUUCAUCAUGAACCUGCUUCUUGCCGUGGUGUUUGAUACAUUCAAUGAUGUGGAGAAGAUGAAGUUUAAAUCUCUUUUGCUUCACAAAUGCUCUGCUAUCGAUCAUGCCUUUCAGCUGCUGGUUAGCCGACAGAGGCCGAUGGGCGUGUCUCUGAAACAGUUCGAUGGUCUGAUGCGUUUUUACAGACCCCGAAUGUCUGCGAGAGACCGCUUCCUCACAUUUAAAGCUUUGAACACAUCGGGGGCCCCAAUACUCAGCCUGCAAGAUUUUUAUAAGUUUUAUGAGGUCAUUGGUCUCAAAUGGAAGCCACGACGGAAUAGAGAGCACUGGUUUGAUGAUCUUCCGCACACAGCCUUCCUCAUUUUCAAGGGCAUCCACCUGGUGGUGAAGUCCAAGGCCUUCCAGUAUGCCAUGUAUGUGGUGGUGGCCAUUAAUGGUGUGUGGAUCCUCGUAGAGACAUUCACAAUGAACGGUGGAUAUUCUUGGUCUGAACUUGUUCCCUUGAGUUACAUCAUUUUCCUAACGAUUUACGGGGUGGAAGUGCUGCUGAAAAUAGCAGGUUUGGGGCCGGGGGCUUAUUUCAGCUCUGGCUGGAAUCUGUUCGACUUCUCUGUGACUGUGUUUGCCUUCUUGGGGCUGGUCGCUCUGGCCUUUAACAUGGAGCCGUUCUACUUCAUUGUUGUUCUCAGACCGUUUCAGCUGCUCCGGCUGUUUAAGAUAAAGCAGCGAUAUCGUAACGUGUUGGACACCAUGUUUGAGCUCUUCCCAAGGAUGGCCAGUCUGGGACUGACUUUAAUCAUUUUUUAUUACUCCUUUGCCAUUGUGGGUAUGGAGUUCUUUGCAGAUGUAGUUUACCCAAACUGCUGCAACACCAGCACAGUGGCGGAGUCCUACAGGCAGAUUAACAAAACGUACGGCAACAAAACAGUUUUGGAAGAAGGCUACUAUUAUCUGAACAAUUUUAACGACAUCCUCAGCAGCUUUGUGACUCUGUUUGAACUGACUGUGGUCAACAACUGGUACAUCACCAUGGAAGGAGUGACGUCCAUGACAAGCCACUGGAGCCGCCUGUACUUCAUGACUUUUUAUAUCGUUACCAUGGUUGUGAUGACCAUCAUUGUGGCCUUCAUUCUGGACGCUUUUGUGUUCCGCAUGAACUACAGCCGCAAGAACCGGGAGGCGGUGAAUAACCCCGAAGAUGAAAAUGGGAUAGUGUUUGAAGUGGAGGUGAGGAGAGAUGAAGCCUUGGCCACCCUGGAGUUUUACAAACAGACAACCACAUCUCUGUCCUCGCUCAGUACGCUGGCUGCCGUCCUGCAAGCCAUGGACAAGAGUGGACACACAUCUUUGGUUUACUUGGGCCGCAGAUCAAGGACAAAGAGUGACCUCAGUAUGAAAAUGUAUGAGGAGGAGAUACAGGAGUGGUAUGCAGAGUUUUCCAGGGAAUGUUCGCCUCAAGGAGACGAAAACCUAAACCUGGAUCAGAACAACGCCGUCGCCGACCCGUCUCCUUCACAAGAACAUCAGUUAAACUCACAGGGUGGUUCUCACAGCAUUAACUGA
Messenger RNA from Cyprinodon tularosa, 3479 nucleotides. RefSeq names its product two pore segment channel 1 (gene tpcn1). The record is from RefSeq and is a predicted model, not a curated record. Gene Ontology annotation, molecular function: monoatomic ion channel activity; voltage-gated channel activity. Gene Ontology annotation, cellular component: lysosomal membrane; endosome membrane. NCBI's taxonomy places the organism in Eukaryota, Metazoa, Chordata, Actinopteri, Cyprinodontiformes, Cyprinodontidae. The transcript has 26 exons. Gene Ontology annotation, biological process: monoatomic ion transport; transmembrane transport. The coding region runs from base 981 to 3479 and encodes 832 amino acids.